Messenger RNA from Lemur catta (Ring-tailed lemur), 3024 nucleotides. It is a transcript of the gene ASB5, whose product is annotated as ankyrin repeat and SOCS box containing 5. Gene Ontology annotation, biological process: positive regulation of protein catabolic process; protein ubiquitination; intracellular signal transduction. Lineage: Eukaryota; Metazoa; Chordata; Mammalia; Primates; Lemuridae. The record is from RefSeq and is a predicted model, not a curated record. Gene Ontology annotation, molecular function: protein binding. The transcript is spliced from 7 exons. The coding region runs from base 115 to 1104 and encodes 329 amino acids.
ACCAGCUGACAUUUUCCUUCCUCAGGACCAGCUGUUCGGCAGCAUCCCGGACUAGAGCCAGGCACAUUUGAGACUUGGAUCUGACGAGAGACCGCCACAGAUUCUUCUGCAGCAAUGUCGGUGUUAGAAGAAAGCCGACCAUUUGCUCAACAGUUAUCCAAUGUCUACUUUACAAUACUCUCACUUUUCUGUUUUAAACUUUUCGUGAAAAUCAGCCUUGCCAUCCUCAGUCACUUCUACAUUGUGAAAGGCAACCGCAAGGAAGCGGCAAGGAUAGCAGCUGAAUUUUGUGGAGUAACCCAAGGACAAGGUUCCUGGGCAGAUCGAUCACCACUGCAUGAAGCGGCAAGUCAAGGGCGUCUUCUUGCUCUAAGAACUUUAUUAUCGCAGGGUUACAAUGUAAAUGCUGUGACCAUAGACCAUGUCACCCCAUUGCAUGAAGCCUGCCUUGGAGGUCACGUGGCCUGUGCCAGAUCUCUUCUGGAAGCGGGAGCUAAUGUGAAUGCAAUCACGAUAGACGGUGUGACUCCGUUGUUCAACGCGUGCUCGCAAGGCAGUGCAAGCUGUACGGAGCUUCUUUUGGAGUAUGGCGCCAAAGCCCAGCUGGAGUCAUGUCUCCCGUCUCCCACACAUGAGGCUGCCAGUAAAGGUCACCAUGAAUGUCUUGACAUCCUGAUAUCUUGGGGUGUAGAUGUGGACCAGGACAUUACUCAUUUGGGAACUCCUCUCUAUGUAGCUUGUAUGUCGCAGCAAUUCCAUUGCGUCUGGAAGCUUCUUUAUGCUGGUGCUGAUGUACAGAAAGGCAAAUGUUGGGACACUCCACUACAUGCUGCUGCUCAGCAAUCCAGUACGGAAAUACUAAACUUACUGCUAGAAUUUGGCGCAGACAUCAAUGCCAAAAACACAGAGCUUCUGCGACCUAUAGACGUCGCUACAUCUAGCAGUGGGGUGGAAAGAAUAUUGCUUCAACACGAAGCUACCCCCAGCUCUCUAUGCCAACUUUGCCGACUCUGUAUCCGAAACUGCAUAGGAAGACCAAGACUGCACCUUAUCCCACAGCUCCAGCUGCCAACGUUACUGCAGAAUUUCUUACUGUAUCGAUAAAGUAGUAAAAUAAUUCUAAAUACCUAGAAGAUCAAAAAUUUCUAUUUCACUUGCUUAAUGAAAAUUUUGUAUUAAAAUAUGCUAAUGAUAGGAUAAAAGUGAUACAAGAUCACCCAGCAAAGCAGUGAAAUAUCAAUUUUCAUUAUAAGUGCAUUAGUUAGGACUAUUGUUGUAUGCAUUUUUAUUGUCUUUGACUUAUAGCAUAUUUAUAAUAUCUAUAUAUUUUUAGCUAUUCCAAUAUAUCCUCUUGUUGAUUUAGGGAAAAAAAAUAAGAAAGUCUCCAUUUUAUGAUUUUCUUUCUGAUUGGAAAAAAUAGAACUCUUACUAAAAUUAUUCAUAUGAUAUGGUAAAAGCCUAUAUUCUUCAAAUAAUAGGUUCACUUUUUAAUUUUGGCUAUUGUAAUUGAUUAUCUCCAUUUUUGAUAAAUAAAAUGGAAGCAUGGUUUAGAAAAGAACAACUAAUAUGUUUUUUGAAAUCAAGAUGAUUCUCAUUCAGGAAAUCCACUAUGUUGAAUGUGCGUUUUUCAUUACAAAGACCAAUUCAUAAAGAUAAAUUGGCCCUUUCCCUGCAAAGAACUCACGAGUCACUUCUCCACAGUAAACGUACCUGUUACAGAAACUGGUAAGACUAACGGUCAAUACUGCCCCCUCUCCCUGAAAUGUUUAGAACACUGUACACCUGCUAAGGCUGUCAAGACCCCCUCGUUCUCAAGAGUUGCUGCUGAAGGUUUCCUGUCCAUGCUUUUAUAUAUAUUCCUCUGGCCUUCUUCCAUUUCAGAAAUCGUCAAUAGCUAGUGAUAUCUGCGCUGAAGAAAAUUAACUUCACAUCUGACUGACAGCCAGGCCCGGGAACAUUUUUCAGGGAUCAUCAGAUCAGUCCAAGGCUAUAGAAAAUGGAAGAUAAAAUACUCCUUAUAUUGUGGAGGUUUUAAAGAAAAAGUGAAGCUUAACACAUUUAGAGACCUUAACAAAUUUACCCUGUAUAUAGACCUUACUAGUGGUGUUUCUAAUUCUUUUUACACAAAGCAAGGGUUCAGAGUCUAUUGUAUUUGCAAGUACUGACAAGAGAGUGUUAUCUAAAAAAAGAUAUUGCUAAACUAGUCCUCUGCAAGGGUUGAUAAUGUGUUUAUUCUCUUCAUCUUUAACUGUACUUGAGUGGAAUAGGAAACAUAAUAUAACUUUGUGCCUUUUUUGUAGUUUAGACUAGAUGUGGGUCUAUUAUGAAUUUAGAAAUAAAAUAAUCAACAUAUGAAUCCGUGUAAAGUAAAAAAAUUGAUGAGUUUUACAGAUUUAUUAAAUUUUGAUAAAGUAAGUAUUUUGACCACUAGUUUUGACAACCCAGGGCCUAUUUUCUUCCCAGUUCUUGGCUAACUUCCCGAAACUAUGGGAAAAUAAACCGUAUAUAACUCCAAAGUCACUAAGUUUGCAUUUUGGGGAAAAAAAAUCAGGUGUGAUUAAAAACAUCUCUUUAGAUUUUCAAAACUAGAAAAGAAGCUGUGGCAUGUUUGUUAAACGAUGUAGUCUAUGUGGCCAGGAACUUUUAAAUGUCUGCUUUACAGAAUAUCUCAGUCUAACAUUGGUAAUGAAUAAUUUGUGUUAUUAUGUAUUUUUAUUAUUGAAUGACUUCAUUAAAUAUAAUUAGAUAUUAAAGCUGCCUUUUAGUAAAAACCGGUUUCUGCUAGUAAGUUCCCUGAGCUAGAGGUAAAGUCUUAGAUUGUAAGAGUAAAGCAACAUGUUUCCCUUCACUGCUGUGCCAAUAAUAGAAGUAUCAAAUAGUAAAAUGGACACUUUAAAAUUUCAGCUUAUUUGUACCCUGUAUCUUAGCUUGAGUAUGAUUGUCUUAUCAAAGGAGUAUUCUAAUUUAAAAGUAUCAUAUAUUUGUUAUUAUAUGAAAGUGUGAUUAUUAUCCAUUGGAAUAAAA